CCCAGCACCUAGUCUUCCGCCCACCAACAGGCACGCACUCGCUCCCAAAACAUCGCUGUUUUUUCCGGCCUUUCCUCCCGCCGCAAAGCCCUCCCUUCGCCCCUCAAAAAAAGAAAAAACAAGCCGUUCGAACCACCGAGAUGGAGGCCCUAGUCAAGUUGCGACAGGCUAUCAAAGACAACCAGGCAAUCGAGUUGAUAACCGUCACAGACACCGAGACGCCCACCUCCUCCAUCCGCGACGCCACGCACGUGCGGCUCGGGGGCGGCAGUGCCGCAGCGUCGUACCCGCUCGAUGGCGUGACGUCUUUCACCUGCGAAAACGAGCCGCAGACGCUCCGCGCCGUUGUGUUCUGCUGGCUCCACGAUAAGUCGUCGAUCGUCGAGUACAAAACCGCGUGCAUGGAGAACCAGGUCGCGGACUUCAAGUUCUUGGCCAAGGCCGAGUUGACCACGUGGUUGGGCGGCCACUCGGAGUCGUGCAAGUUCAUACAGAACGACGCUGGCGCCGGCCGCCCGGAGACCGGCACGGCCACAAAAACGCCCGCAGGGCCCGGGGCCAGCGCUGCGCCGAGAAAACGGCGGCUGGACGACCCCCGCGUGGCGCGGCUCGCGGCGUACGAGGUGGACUCGCUCGACCACAACGCCGCGUUGCGCGGCACCAAGAACAUCGUGCUCAAAAACCUCGUUUCCGACGCCAAGAAGUUCACGGCGCAGUUGAAGCGGGCGCGGCCGGCGCGCCCGGGCACCAAGGCCGCGGCCGCGGCCAAGAAACAGCCCAUCAUCAUCGUGUCGCCGGCCACCACCGCGCUUCUUUCGUUGAGCAACAUCAAGGAGUUCUUGGAGGACGGCCGGUUCGUGGAGCCGGCGCUCAAGCGGGCGGAGAACAACGUGGUCACGGUGCUGCGGCCCACGGACCGCUUCGUGCGCGCGGCGCAGCUGAUCAUGGUGGUGGACAACGUGGACUUGUUCACCAAGCCCGAGUACUGGGACCGCGUCAUAGCCAUUUUCACCACGGGCCAGGCGUGGCAGUUUGCCAAGUUCAAGUACUCGCGGCCCGAGCUCUUGUUCCAGCACUACCAGGGCUUCUACAUGGGGUACCUGGGCGACAUUGUGCCCAAGCAGAUCCACGACUGGAACGUGACGCCGAUAGCCGUAGACCGCGGCGAGAAGCGCUUUCGCGACAAGAUGCUCGUGCGCGACUUGUGGGCGCAGCUCGACAAGACGCUAGCCGCCAAGAACUACGGGGUCUAGGCGCCCUUUUUGGUUCCGCAGCCAAGCCCGGGCGACGCCCUGGACCGGGCGCAGGGAUGCGAGUCUAUGUGAGCAUGGGGCUGAGGAACAACGCGUGCCAGGAACUGGGGGGCGUGCUUUGUGACUGACACGAUAUGACAUGACAUGACACGACACGACAUGACAUGACACGACACGACAUGCAUGUUACUGGCUGGACAUCAUGGCAGGCUUGCUCUUAUCUUCAGAGUUCGAGUGGUGAGAGUAGUGCCGGCAGCGGCGGCGGCGUGCCUGCUGAGCCUCAUGCCGAGAGACCCUUCGAUGCAACUGUGCGCUUUGUUGGGCCAUCAGAAAUGUCUGCUUACACCCCGCCAAAAACGAGCUGGAGAGGAGCUCUUGGCUCCGAGCUGGAGAGGAGCUCUUGGCUCCGAGCUGGAGAGGAGCUCUUGGCUCCGAGCU
Messenger RNA from Metschnikowia bicuspidata var. bicuspidata NRRL YB-4993, 1691 nucleotides. RefSeq names its product CDC73-domain-containing protein. Gene Ontology annotation, biological process: positive regulation of transcription elongation by RNA polymerase II; transcription elongation by RNA polymerase II. The record is from RefSeq and is a predicted model, not a curated record. Bases 141 to 1253 code for a protein of 370 amino acids. Gene Ontology annotation, cellular component: Cdc73/Paf1 complex. Lineage: Eukaryota; Fungi; Ascomycota; Pichiomycetes; Serinales; Metschnikowiaceae. The transcript has a single exon. Gene Ontology annotation, molecular function: RNA polymerase II complex binding.